UGUACCACAAGUUGUAUUUGGUGUCCGAGAAGACAGACGCAUCACGUGUUUUUAUUAAUAUAAAAUUCCAACUAUGUAUUACUCGUCUGCCUUUGUGUUUUGUUUAGUAGCAGUGGUCAAUAUAUCAUUAGGUGGAGCACAAAAUUUUGGACACCAGAGGAACACGGAACGCGAAUCGCUGAUUAGGCCCCAAACGUAUUCCAAUCCAAAUACAGUUGUUAAUAUUGGAAAUGGAGUUAAUAGAAGAAAUAUCGUCACUUUAGACCAGGGGUCCAAUAAUGGCGGCAAUAAUCAACGUGGCCCUGCCCAGGCUGAAGCUGAACCACUAAGUAACAGAUUUAAUACUAACUACGAAGGCGCACAACGUCGGGUUGAAUGGUCAAGUCCAACAGUUAAUAACAUUGGAAACGGAGUUGAAAAUAGUAACACAGUAAUGUUAACAAGUAACAAAAAACCUAUUCCAAAUAUCAGGGUUAAUGGAGGACAAGCUUAUGAAUCACGGAGUGGAACUGACACAUUCAAUGUUGGUUAUGGGCCUAAAAACUCCAAUAAGAUCUAUAUUGAUGGAAGAGAAAUACUUCAUUCAGCAAAUGGCGGUACGCCUCUUCAAACCCAUACCUACGCCCAAAAUGCUAGGAAUAGUGGUGGCUUUAUACCGAACACCCAGAUUAAUCACAUCAUGGUUAAUGGGAAACGAGUAACACCAGACUAUGUGGACAAUAAUUAUAGUACAUAUAAAUUAAAUGGGCAAACAAUACACGUUCAGAAUGCAGCGUCCCUACAACCGGCAGCGGCCGACAGAGCAAGCGUGCAAAGAUUGUACAACAUCGACGCAACUUUGAAGCAAGUUCAAACGGAAUUGCGACAAGAAGCUGCGAAAUUGAACGUUAGAUUAUGAAGACAUAAUAUUUAAAUCCAACAAAAAUAUGUGUUUAUGAAAAAUAAACCUCUAACAAUAUUAUUUAUAGCUUUGAAUUGACAUGAUCGCCUUUUUACAUUAAAAUUGCUUAAAAAUGACAAUUACAGUGUUUAAUAAAUUA
Pararge aegeria (speckled wood butterfly) is the source of this 1040-nucleotide messenger RNA. RefSeq lists its product as uncharacterized. Bases 74 to 898 code for a protein of 274 amino acids. Lineage: Eukaryota; Metazoa; Arthropoda; Insecta; Lepidoptera; Nymphalidae. The transcript has 4 exons. The record is from RefSeq and is a predicted model, not a curated record.